UGAGUCUUUUCUAGCUGCUCUGGUUCUAUGGUGGGACGAGUUCCGUGACGUCACUGUAAACAAACAUGGCGGGCCGUUGACAGCUCUGUAGCUAACUCCUUUAACAUAUGUAUUUAAAAAGCCGUCCUGCACGUGAACAAGAUAUUCAGGUUCACUCAGACCUGUAGUCCUGGUUCCCCACUCAGACCUGUAGUCCUGGAUCUCCACUCAGACCUGUAGUCCUGGAUCCCCACUCAGACCUGUAGUCCUGGAUCCCCACUCAGACCUGUAGUCCUGGUUCCCCACUCAGACCUGUAGUCCUGGAUCCCCACUCAGACCUGUAGUCCUGGAUCCCCACUCAGACCUGUAGUCCUGGACCCCCACUCAGACCUGUAGUCCUGGAUCCCCACUCAGACCUGUAGUCCUGGAUCCCAACUCAGACCUGUAGUCCUGGACCCCCACUCAGACCUGUAGUCCUGUAUCCCCACUCAGACCUGUAGUCCUGGAUCCCCACUCAGACCUGUAGUCCUGGAUCCCCAUUCAGACCUGUAGUCCCGGACCCCCAUUCAGACCUGUAGUCCUGGAUCCCCACUCAGACCUGUAGUCCUGGUUGAUGCAGUGACAGUGGAGACAUGGAGCAGUACAGUAUUCUGGGUCGGAUCGGAGAAGGAGCCCACGGCAUCGUCUUCAAGGCCAAACACAUCGAGACUGGAGAGACGGUGGCUCUGAAGAAAGUGUCCCUGAGGCGUCUGGAGGACGGCAUCCCCAACCAGGCUCUGAGGGAGAUCAAGGCCCUGCAGGAGAUCGAGGACAACCAGCAUGUGGUGAAGCUGAAGGACGUCUUCCCUCAUGGCACAGGCUUCGUCCUGGUGUUUGACUUCAUGCUGUCCGACCUCUCUGAGGUCAUCAGGAACUCUCAGCGACCUUUGACCCCGGCUCAGGUCAAAGGUUACAUGAUGAUGCUGCUGAAGGGCGUGGCUUUCCUGCAUCACAACAACAUCAUGCACCGGGACCUGAAGCCAGCGAACCUCCUCAUCAGCUCUUCAGGUCAUCUGAAGAUCGCAGACUUUGGCUUGGCCAGAUUGUUCAGUGAGCAGGGAGAGAGGCUGUACAGCCACCAGGUGGCCACCAGGUGGUACAGAGCACCUGAGCUGCUGUACGGAGCCAGAAAGUACGACGAGGGAGUCGAUCUAUGGGCGGUGGGCUGUAUCUUCGGGGAGCUGCUGAACUUGUCUCCUCUGUUUCCUGGAGAGAAUGACAUUGAACAGCUCUGCUGCGUCCUCAGAGUGCUGGGAACUCCAACACAGGACAGCUGGCCUGAGAUCGUGGAGUUGCCAGAUUACAAUAAAAUCACCUUUAAGGAGAACCCAGCGAUCCCAUUGGAGGAGAUCGUCCCUGACACGUCGCCUCAGGCCGUCGAUCUGCUCUACAAGUUCCUGGUUUAUCCGUCCAAACAGCGCUGCUCCGCCAGACAGGCUCUCCUCCAUCCAUUCUUCUUCUCCUCUCCUCUUCCUGCUCACCACUCAGAGCUGCCCAUCCCUCAGCGGGGGGGCCGACCCCCCCGCCAGCGCCUGCAGGCUCCGCCCGCUGACUUCUCCGUGGACCUGCCCCUGCAGAACAGCGUGGUAGACCCCGAGCUUCUGCAGGGACAUGCAUCAUGCCUCUGAGCCGAGCGGCCAAUCACCUUCCUCCUACAGUGACUCUCUGCUGAUGUUUAUUUUAAUAUUUUAAUUUAUUUCUUGACAGGAAGUGAUCCUCCAUCCUCUCGUUUCCUGUUGCGCUUCACUCAAUUGUUAUGACUGAUAAUAAAACGAGAUGAUGAUUUAAUAUAACAUGUA
Sebastes umbrosus (honeycomb rockfish) is the source of this 1817-nucleotide messenger RNA. RefSeq names its product cyclin-dependent kinase 20 (gene cdk20). Lineage: Eukaryota; Metazoa; Chordata; Actinopteri; Perciformes; Sebastidae. Gene Ontology annotation, cellular component: nucleus. The transcript is spliced from 9 exons. Gene Ontology annotation, molecular function: cyclin-dependent protein serine/threonine kinase activity; ATP binding. The record is from RefSeq and is a predicted model, not a curated record. Bases 612 to 1646 code for a protein of 344 amino acids. Gene Ontology annotation, biological process: protein phosphorylation.